This is a messenger RNA of Talaromyces proteolyticus, 510 nucleotides long. RefSeq lists its product as uncharacterized. The record is from RefSeq and is a predicted model, not a curated record. The coding region runs from base 1 to 453 and encodes 150 amino acids. The transcript has a single exon. Lineage: Eukaryota; Fungi; Ascomycota; Eurotiomycetes; Eurotiales; Trichocomaceae.
AUGACUGGCGAGGAACACAAAUCAAAUUCUUCCCAAUCGAAGCCUGCUGGUGGGCUAUCUAGCCCUGAUCGAAUUGUGCUUGAUAAAUCGGUGUUAUAUGGCCCUGAAUAUAACCAUGCCCUCUCAGAAGAUGCGAAAAAACAACCUAGCUCUGCUGUGCUAGGAAAUAAGCCAAUGGCCUCCGAUACGCAGUGCCCUAAUUUGGAUACUCGGUUACACAGAUGUCGCUCUCUGAGUUGCUAUGCUCGCACAUCUGAAGUUUCUGACCGCGGAGUGCAAUACUGCGAACAGACUUUUCCAACCAGGUCGACAAUUCAUGAGAUGGAAACUUGUGAGAACACUAGGCCAUUAUUUUUGCAACCCGGAUAUUUGCACAUGUUUCCUGACCAAACAUUGCCUCGCGGAUUCACUAUCCCAAGCGGUUGGGCGAAUACGUUUUUGUACCCGGACUGAAAGUGCUAGGUGCUGACAGAAUGCAGAAUCUCAUUAUUUGAUUGGUGUGGCCUCGCA